Messenger RNA from Chaetomium strumarium, 780 nucleotides. Its product is annotated as proliferating cell nuclear antigen, N-terminal domain-containing protein. Gene Ontology annotation, molecular function: DNA polymerase processivity factor activity; DNA binding. The record is from RefSeq and is a predicted model, not a curated record. Bases 1 to 780 code for a protein of 259 amino acids. Gene Ontology annotation, cellular component: PCNA complex. Lineage: Eukaryota; Fungi; Ascomycota; Sordariomycetes; Sordariales; Chaetomiaceae. Gene Ontology annotation, biological process: regulation of DNA replication; mismatch repair; translesion synthesis. The transcript has 4 exons.
AUGUUGGAAGCACGGUUGGAGCAGGCGAGCAUUCUGAAGAAGGUCGUCGACGCAAUCAAGGAUUUAGUGCAAGAUUGCAACUUUGACUGUAAUGACAGCGGCGUCGCCCUUCAGGCCAUGGACAACAGCCAUGUCGCUCUUGUGUCCAUGAUGCUCAAGGCCGAGAGUUUCUCGCCGUUCCGCUGCGACCGCAACAUCGCCCUUGGCGUCAACCUCACUUCACUCACCAAGGUGCUGCGGGCAGCUCAGAACGAAGACAUCCUCACCCUCAAAGCGGAGGACGCGCCCGACGUCCUCAACCUCGUUUUCGAAAGUUCCGAGACGGACAGAAUCUCCGAGUAUGACCUCAAGCUCAUGGACAUUGACCAGGAGCACCUUGGCAUCCCUGACACAGAGUACGCGGCAACCAUCGCAAUGCCUGCCGCCGAGUUCAAACGCAUCACAACGGAUCUCAUGGCCAUGUCAGAGUCUGUGACCAUUGAGGCAAGCAAAGACGGCGUCAAAUUCUCGUGCCAGGGCGACAUCGGUAACGGCUCUGUCACCCUCCGGCAACAUUCGAAUGUCGACAAGCCUAACGAGUCGAUCGAAAUUGAGCUUACCGAGCCCGUCUCCCUCACCUUCUCCCUUAAGUACCUCGUCAACUUCUGCAAAGCUUCAGCCUUGUCAAACACGGUUAAGAUCUGCCUCUCGAACGAGGUGCCCCUGCUGGUUGAGUACAGCCUCGCUGGCAGCAGCUAUCUGCGCUUCUACCUCGCGCCAAAGAUCGGCGACGAGGAGUGA